UUAAUGUAUUUUUAGACAGACAAAUGUGUGAAAGAUUAAAUGUUAUGGCUUUAUUUUAUUUUGCCAAACUUAAGAAGCAUGGGUCUGUUUACCAAAGGGCAGAUUUACAGGGAAAAGGACGAAGGCACAUCUGCAAAUACUAGGAAAUUUAAUAAUAUGCACUUUUACUUGAAUCAUGUGUUUGGAAAGAAAUGUAUGGUUCUCUGUUCCUCAUAUGGCCAUCAAGCUGGAGAUAAUGUGCAAGUUCUCAGAUAAAAGAUGAAGAGUCAGAGAUUGUACACUUUUGAAUAUUCAAAAUGGGUGAAUUAAAAAAAUUGAGUGAAGAAAGUUUGACUAGGCAGCCAGAAGAAGUAUUUGACAUCAUUUGCAAAUUAGGGGAAGGGAGUUAUGGCAGUGUCUAUAAAGCUCUGCACAAAGAAUCUGGUCAGGUGCUGGCCAUUAAGCAAGUACCUGUGGAUACUGAUUUGCAAGAAAUAAUAAAAGAAAUAUCUAUUAUGCAACAAUGUGACAGCUUAUUUGUUGUAAAGUAUUAUGGCAGUUAUUUCAAGGGAACAGACUUAUGGAUUGUUAUGGAAUAUUGUGGUGGAGGCUCUGUGUCAGACAUCAUGAGACUACGGAAGAAGACUCUGACUGAAGAUGAGAUUGCUACUGUUCUGAAUGACAUUCUGAAAGGUCUUGAGUAUUUGCAUUAUCGUCGAAAAAUUCAUCGGGAUAUCAAAGCAGGAAAUAUUUUGCUAAAUAAUGAAGGGCAUGCGAAGUUGGCUGAUUUUGGUGUUGCUGGACAGUUAACAGACACAAUGGCAAAAAGAAAUACAGUUAUUGGUACACCUUACUGGAUGGCACCAGAAGUCAUUCAAGAAAUAGGUUAUGAUUGUGUAGCUGAUAUUUGGAGCCUUGGUAUCACAGCACUGGAAAUAGCAGAAGGAAAGCCUCCGUAUGGAGAUAUACAUCCAAUGAGGGCUAUAUUUAUGAUUCCUGCCAAACCACCCCCAUCAUUUCGUCAACCUGAUCUUUGGUCUACAGAAUUUAUUGAUUUUGUUUCAAGGUGCUUAGUUAAAAAUCCUGAUGAAAGAGCUACUGCAACAGAGUUAUUGCAACAUGAGUUCAUUAAAAAUGCCAAACCUGUGACAAUCCUGCAACAAAUGAUAGCUGAAGCUAAAGAAAUCCAAGAAAGUGAAACUUACCAUAGAGACAGAUUGAAUAACCUAGAUUUUGAUGAUGAUGAAGUGGAUUCGCAUACAAUGGUAGAAUUUUUAGCAGAUUCUGGUACAUUAGUUCCAAGCAAUAGUGAUUCUGGUGAAAAUAACACAUUGAUUGCUCAUAGUGACUCAAAUACUCUUGUUGCUUGUGUCAAUAGUGAUAUUGAGUCAGAUCUUGGAACAUUAGUUAUUAACAGUGACAAAGAAGACGAAGAGGAUUCUACAAUGAAAAGACAUGAUACUGCCCCUGGUGAGAAAAAAGAAAACUACCGUCCCUACUUCCUAGAUCAUUUUGAUCAAAAAGAGAAGGAGCACAGAAAUGAGCUUUGUUCGAAUAAUAUCACUAAUCCUGUGCCUCAUUCAGGAACACCUCAUCCAAAUCAUUUUGUCCAAAAUGAUAACUUAUCAAGUAAAAAUUGCCAAACUCCAAAAGAGAAAAGAUUUUCUAACCAGCUUCAAAAACAACUCAAUCAGAUAAGCAGUGUUGGACCAUCUGCAGCCUUGCAUGAACCAUCUAAAUUCCAGCGUUCUUUUAAUGAUGGAGACUUUGAUUUUCUGAAAUUUCUGAGUUAUGAUGAACUUAGUCAGCGCAUGGCAAGUUUAGAUUCUGAAAUGGAGAGAGAAAUAGAAGAGUUAAGACGUCGGUAUCAAGCUAAAAGGCAACCAAUCUUAGAUGCCAUGGAUGCCAAGAAAAAAAGACAACAAAAUUUUUGAGUUUCUUGUUGGUAUUUUGAAAUGACAGAAACAUUUGAGUCUUUUGAGUGUGGCAUGCUUGAUUAGAUGACCUUGCUUUGUGAUGGGAUUGUGAUAUUAUAGGCCUGCCAUUGGAUUUUGAGUCAUUGAAAAAGCUGUUGGUGAAAAUCUCCUAAUAUCGGAUACUGCCAAUCAGGCAGAAGAAUCUUAUUUAAAUGUGGAAAUCUAAAUGCAUUACUACCUUUCUUUAUGUUUGGCUUUGUAGAUUUUAACCCAGGACAACAGCAGUUUCAAACUGUUUUUAAAGAUAAUUGCUGUUAACUAAAUAUGUGUAAAAAACUGAAUUCAUAAGGAAACUUAUUCAGCAGGUCCCAUUUUGUGUAUAAUAUAUGUUGAUGUAUCUUGUACAAAACUAAAAAAUAAUGAAACGGUGCUUGUCACUAGUCAAUUAAUAAAAGCUCUAUUGCUGUAGUUCCUAUAGGAACCAAGUGCCAGCUAAUGAUUGAUUGAUGAAGAGCAUUUCAUCUGUUGUUCCUGAAGUAAAGAAAGAAACUUAUUCUUAUGUUUUUUUUUUUUUUUUUUUGUUUAUUUGUUUGUUCUUCCUUAAAUUUGUAUUUGGGAGAUAGUUUGAAAAUGCAAUUCGCGCACAAAAGAAAUAUUGUUAGAAAUGUAUCAAAGGUAACUAAUUUGUCAUUAAAUAUGCUUUGAUUGAAAACAUUUUAACUUUUUAGUAGUAAGCCACAAUGAAAUGAGCUUGAUUGGUCUCUAGUCAUAACCAAAUUAUUGUCAUAUCUUGACAUUUUGUGGAUUCUUAAGGCAUGUUAACUAAAAGGCAUAAAUGUAUGUUAACUCUUGACUAUUGCCUAUACUGUCAUUUCAAACUAAAUGAAAUCAAUUAAAAGAAUUAUAUUACUUUUUUUUAACUUUGUGAAGCAUGUUGAUGAUAUGAAUCAUGCAAUGGAGUUUUCUUUGAAACAUUUUCAAUGAUACUAUUUUGUGUAAAUUUAGUAAUCAUACUGUAAUUAUUUAAAUAUUGAACUUGCAAUAAGACAAAGCAAUAUUUUCAAAGAUGAUAUUGUGUAAACAUUUUUUUUUUUAUUUGUAUGAUUGUGUUGAUUACUCAAAAAUGUAAUGUUGUAACUAGUCAAAAAUGUUGGAAAUGCAAGAAUUAUAUUAAGUGAUUAAUGAUUUAUGUUUUCAAAAAGAGAUAGCAUUCUGAUGAUUAUAAAGUAUCCAUCUGCAUGAUUAGUUUCUCUUAAAAGAGGUGUUUUUACUAAAUUUGUAUUGCUAGAUACUUUUAUAAUAUAAUAACUUGAAUGCAUUUUCAAAAUAUGAAGUAUAUAAUUAUGCAUUUAAAUUUUGUAGAAUAGUUUGUAAAUAUUAAAAAAUCGUAUUUCAAAAGACUUUCCUCAAAAUUAUUUGUUGCUAAAAAACUGCUUAUAUUAAUAUGGAGUAAAAUGGGUUUAUACACAUGUAUAAAAAGACCAAACAAAUGUUUCAUAAAAUUUCUCAUUAUUGUUUAAAUAUACUGUAUUUUAGCGAUACCUUUCCCAAGCUGCACUUUACAUACUAUCAUUGAUUUAGUCCCUAAUCAUAUGAUUUACGAAAAGUGUCUCUGAAAUAAUGGUACUGUAUGUGCUUGGAAAAAAAACUAUUCUGUAAUAUCAAAUAGUUGUAAUUUACUUGCGUUUUUUAGAACAAAAUCCAGCUAUUAAUGGAAGUUGAUUUAUAAUUGUUUGGUAUGUAAUUUUAAUUUUUUUCAAGCAGUUGUAAUAAAUUAUUUCAGUAACGAUUUUUAGGCAGUGUUAUUUGUCAUUAAGCCGGCAGUAUGAGAAAAAUUGGAAUUCAUUAUGAAUUACAAUAUAAUCUAAACAUUCAUUCUGUGAUUUAUUUUUAAAUGAAAAAUGACAAGUGCAAUGCCCAUUUUUCUCCAUUGAAAAUUUUAUGAUCAUGCUGAUGUUACCAAUUUAAGCUUCUGUUGAAAUUCGCUCAAGUUUGCUUGUGCAAGUUUGAAAUUUUAUGUAAUAAACCUUUUUUUAAUAGAAGUGACUUUGUAAUGUUACUAUGUUUCCAAUUUAAAAUAAUUUUCCUGUUUGAAAAUCAAAGUGAAAUGAAUCGAUAAUAAGAGAUGAAAAUGAAGGCUUUAGAUCUCAAUUAUGGAAAUUUUAUCAUAAAUGUAGAUUCUGUUUUUGUCUUUUUUUUUUUUUUUUCGCAUUAUUUACGGUUUUGUAGCUUAAAUUCUGUCAACACAUCAGUGCCUUGAAACUCUGUAUCAUAAUUUUUAUUGUAAUCUUUUGUGUUGAUUUGCUUGAAGAGAGCUUUUAGUAAAAUGAAUUUUGUUGUGUUUUUUAAAAAUAAUAGCUAUUGGUGAUUUUCUUUUAUUAAGCUGAAUCAAGCAUUCAAAAUAUGUUAAUGAUUUUAAAUAUUGGUUAUUAUUUUGAAGUUUUUAUUCACGAUUCUGCGAUGUGUACAUUGAUGUUACUUGGUAUUCAUCAUCAGUUUUUAUUUGUCCAAUAGUAUCACAAGCUGAUAACGUCACUUGAAGGGGAAAAAAUCAGUUAGGUUUUGUCUUGCAAUCUAUUCAGUAUGAAAGAAAGUAUUUACUGUUAUUUAAUUUCAAAAUUUUUACGUAUUAUUUCGAUUUGAUAUGUAUUAAUGAUACUUUCAUUUAUGAAGGUGGGAUUUGUGUUUAUUUUCAUUUUUGACUGGACGUUUCGUUUCCUGUCACAGAAGAUAUAUAAUGUCAACUUCUGUAAUGGGCAAAGCCUUUUAAAUGCAAAUAAAUGAUGUUAGAGUAAUACUUAGUCAUUUAAAUUUAGUUAAAUACGUCAGCAUAUGAAAAAAAAAAAUAAAUGUGUGUUCAGCUAGUUUGGUUUGUGCGUACAGACCUUUUGAACACAAACUUUGAGCAGGUUAAAAUUGCUAGCAUUUAUUUUUAUUCCAUGUGACUGUUCAAGCAUCUGAAAAUUUGAUCCACUUUAAAAAAAAAAUCAAACAUAAAAUGUACCCAAGUGAUAAAUCAUUUAAAUAUACUUCUUAAAAUAAAAUAAAAAAAUGUAAUUUCUUUUUUAAAAAAAUAGUUUUUAUUUUUUGGAAGAAUUUUCUUGUUAUUAAAUUUAUUCAAGCCAUGCCUAGUUGAAGUAGAUAUAUCUGUAAGGAAGUUUGCAAGCAUUAAGAAACUGCAGUGCUUGCAUGAAACUUAUUUUUCUUUAUUUUCCAUCUUUCUGAUUUAACCCUUCAGUACGGAUUUUUUUUGAAAUGCAUCCCUUUUUCUAUGUAAGCGAGAACAAUAUGUUCCAAGUAAGAUGGUUUUUUUACCUGUGUGAUUUCUAAACCUGAUGCUGUAAUAGUCAUAUAAAUAAAAACCAUCGCUUUUAUGUAUAAAAUUUAAUUACUCUUAAUUAUUAUGAAAUCUUGUUAAAAUUUUAUAGUACAUAAUUAAUAUUUAUUGCAAACAUAUGUGUAAUGCCUCCUAAUAGUUAAAAAAUAGUGAACACACAUAUGUACAUAAUUCUUUUCAGGAAGCAUUGACUCUUGGUUUAAAAAAAUUGUCUCUGCCAUAUUGGUGAUCGAAUUGAAAAGUGCACAUUUCGCUUGUUUUGCAACAAAUACAUUACAUUGUGAUUCAGAGUAAUUUUCAUUUCAGUAGUAAUUUUAAAAUGUGAGCAGGACAUAUAUUUACUAUUAGUAGUCAAAAUGUUAAUUUCUUUUACUCAUUGCAUAUAAAUUUCUGUUGCAUGAUUCUUUUUACAUAAUUUUGCAUUUGGAAACAAAAUUAUUAUCUUUUUAAACAGAAUUUUAAGGAAAUUGCAGAAAAGGAGACGAUUUUGAUGGGUUUUAUUAUCCCCUCCUCCCUUCUGAAAGUAAUGAUGUCUGGUGAUAAUAUCGUUAGUCAAGAAUUUCAUUAUGUAUGUAUCUUCCUAGUCAUGAAAUGUAUGUAUGCCAUAAAAAUUUCCUUUGUCACUGGAUAAAUUUGAUUUGUAUUCAUUUCUCUCACUUUUAUCCCCUUCUUUAAAAUUGAUUUCAUCUGUAUGAAAUGGAUUAAUUAACCAACUCCAAUAUCUUUUGCACUUUUUGAAACUAUUUAUUUUGUGAAUUGCCAUUUCACUUAAUGAUUUCAAAUCUGUGGGUGAUAUAACAUGAAAAACUUUUCUUUCAAAAAUAUUGAAAUGUGUGUGGGCUUCUAAUUUGACUAUUCUUCAAAAUGUUGAUUUAAUUAAUAUCAAUUAUUUUAUUGAAAGGGUUUUAAGAGAUUGCUUAUUGUUGUUUUUAUAGCUCGCGAUUACCGGGACAAAACCACUUCAACUUUUAAUUAAAUCACCCAAAAACUAAUCGCAUGUAAUAAAUCUAUAAAAUUUAUGUCCAUUUUUAAAGUAUGGUCUUAAGAUGUUGCUGGGUACAGUUUCCUUACCCCUUUAUUAAUAUUUGAUUAAUUUUGAAAUAUUGUUAUUUUAAGAAACCUGUUUGCAGUUUUGACAGAGUUAUGUUAAAAAUGAUGAAGGAAUUUUAUAUGAAUAAUGAGAUUGAAAAUGAAUUGCUAUGAGAAAUGCUUCAUUAAAAUAAUACAUUGUCAUUGAUACGUAAUUAAAAUAUUUCAUUGUUCUAUCAAAAAAUUGUGUUCAUUAGAAAAACCUAAUUUAGGGAAUUUAAUAAAUCAAUAAUAAGUACAUUGAAAAAAAUCUGUUAUGUUUAAAUUAUGUAUAAUGUUGUUUUCAUGAAAUAAAGCAGAACGUCUCAAUUUUUUAUGUGUAAUAUAAAUAAUUGAGUUGUGAGAAUUUAUUUUAUAAUUUGAAUUGUUUCUGUGAUUUUACAGGAUAUUACUUUUUCCCAUGUGGGUAUAAUAUCGAAGGCUAUUAUAUUUUUUGAAAAUUUAAUUUCAUCUUGCUGCUUUAUAUUAAAAAUUAAAACACUUUCUUGAAACAAGUCUCCAGAUUAUUAUUAUUAUCAUUUUGUUAACUUGAACAUUGGUAGAAUAUUCAUUUAAUGGUAUACUGUUUAAUUUACUUCAUAUGUGAUAUUGAGUUAGUUUUUAAAGUGUGCUAAAAAUUUUAGAUAUGAAAGUGGUGCUACUAUUCUUAAUAGAAUAUGAAAUAUUAGAAUAUUUUCUACUAAAUAUAGCUACUAGAUCUCUUUUAAUAAUCAUUUUGUUUUUUUACUCUUUAUCAUGAAGUUUUAAAAGUUUUCAUCCAGUAUAAUUUUAAAAUAUUUCAGAUUUGAAAAAGUUGCUGAUACUCAAAAUGUGUUGUUGAAAAUUUGAAAUGAACUUGUAAUUCUAUACUUAGACUUAACAUGAUAAUCUAUUAUUCUAAAUAAUUAUGCAUUUUCCCUGGUAUAUUUUUUUCAAGCCAUAUUUUCAAUUAUAUUUUUGAAAUUAUGAAAGCAAAUUUAAUAUUAGGAUUUUUAGUUUCAUCCGAAACUAUUAAAUGUUUUUUCUUUCUUUCAUUAAUUUCUAUAGAACUAAAAUACAUUACUCUGAAUUAUAAUGUUUUUGUAAAGUAGUGACAUUAAUUUUUAACAGUUUUAUUUUUUAUGCUUUCUGCUUAAAACAGAUAUAAUUUACUGUGUCUAAGGUUGAUUGAUUUGAAUUUUGAUACUAAUUUGUUGCUUGAUCUGUUUCAUUUACGUGUUUUCAUCUUUAAAGGUUUUUGCAAUAUCAAGAAAUUUGUAAUUUUUUAGAUUGUAACGUUAUGUAAAUUGAUUUCUGUCUUUGCCAAAGUUUUUAAUUAUUUGAUUGGGGCAUCUUUUAUUAAGCUGAGUGCUUUAAUUAGUCAUCUUUUUCAGUCAGUGCCUUCACCUUCUCAUUGUGGAAUUAUUUAAAUGCCACUUAUAAAAAAAAAAUAGAUGCUAAAAAAAUCCUCAAGACAACAGUAGUGAGUUUCCUUUUAUGAAAAGUUCUUCAAGUCAAUUUGUGAAAGUUUAACUAAGAAUAUAAGAAUUGUAAGUUAUAAUUUAACAAGCUCUAAGCAUCAAUCUUUAGAGUUAAAAAGCUUUUACUAUUUUCAUUCAAGUAUGCAUGAAGUAUAUGUAUAUGUCAUUGUUUGCCAAGAUUUUAUUCUAUAUUAUUUAAUUAUGUAUUAUUACUAAUUAUUUGUUGAUUUAAUGCUUGACAAUUCUUCAGUUCCAUUGAAAUUUUAAUUGUUCAAUUCCAUUAAAAUUUAAAUGAACUUUAUUUACUUCUCAAUUUUUUCUUUAUGUAUGAUUUGUGGAAUAUAUUUUAUUCUUAAAUUUCCUCUUUUUUGUUUUACUUAAAGACGUAUAAUUAGGAAUUUAUCCUGCAAUAUAACACAACACUGUUUAUAAGUAAUUUUAGAAAAAAUAAAUUGUGUGCCUUUUUGUUAAUGUCAGGUUUGAAAUGCCUUUCAGUGUCUGGAUAUUUGGUUUUGCAAACAAGUAUUCAAAUAUACUUGCAGUAUUUUUCUAUAAUGCUCUGCAUAUUGGAAGUUAUUGCAUUUCUCCAUUUUGUGAAAUUGUCUAAAUUAAGAUAACUGGUUAAGGAAACAUAUCAUGAAUCAUGCUUAGAAUCGCCGACAAAUUUUGUUAUUUUUUCAAGUUUAUUAUUGAUAUUCAUUUUUACGGUGGUUUUUGUUGUUGUUGACCUCGUUUUUUCUAAUGCUCAUCCUUGUAACUGAUAUUUUAUUUUAAAACGGUCUUAAAUGUAUUUUGAUAUUUUUUCAUUCUCUCUUUUUUUUCUUGCAUUUCUUGAGCAUUUAUUUAUUCAUGUUUUUGUUUUUUGUUGUAUUUCAAUUCAAAACAGGUAGGAAAGUCUGAUUUUUAAUUAUAAAAGUUAAUUCUUUUAAUAUGCACCGUAUAUUUUCACCUAAAAAUUAUAGAUCUGUUUACAAUUAAUCUGGCAUGACAGAGAACACUUAUGUAUUUGUGAUAAAAACAAAUUAUUGCCUGUAUAUGGUGAUUCCGGAGCUGCAUAAGUAAAGCUAUGUACAGACAUAUACGUGGAUGAUAAAAUUGGUAAAAGUAAAGCCAUUUUCUAUGAAUCUAUUUUUAUAGAUUUUUCUGGAGUUUAUUGUAUUCAGUAUCAGGAAUGAUGGAAAUGUGCAUGAAUAGUUAGUCAAUCAGAUAAUCUCAUGUAGUAUAGUUUAUUAAGAUAGAAAAAAAUGUAAAUUCUUUCAUAAGGUACUAACAUAAUUUUAUUUCAUUAUUAGUAAAAGUAUUCUAUAGAGAAGGGGAGAAUUGAUUGAUUAUAAAAUUUAAAGUUAAGUUAGUGAUAUCUAAUACUCAUAUUGUUUAUUGAUGAUUUAAAUUUUUUUUUAAAAAAAUCUUAGUGAAUAUUUUUAAUUAAGAGCUUUGAGAUAUAAUGUUUUGUAAAAAUGAGCUGUGAGGUAGAAGUGUAGUUUUUUAAGAAGUAAAAAAGAGAAAAAUUUGUAAAAAUGUAUUUCUUAUGUCUUGUAAGAAUUUGCAUGCAUAAAGCAAUAAUUGGAACUUUUGUAGUUGUAAGAAGUUAAAAAGAUUAAAUGUUUUUAUUUUUACACAGAUAAUUUUAUAAUGUACUAAUACCAACGAUUAUAAAUUUCAAAUUAGUAAAUCUAGAAUAAAGAUGAAUAAUAUAAUGUGAAAUGUGAGUGACAAUUUCUUGGAUUCUUUACUCUUGUAUAAGUAAAUGGUCACAUUGUUUUCUCAAAUCAUGUGUAAUAGAUGUUUUCCAGUGUUGAACUUUUAUUUGUUUUGCACACAUUGAGAUAAGCAUAUAUUAUUUGUAAAUAAGACAGCAUCAUUACAAAAGAUUAAAUCACUAUUAUAUAUUAUUUUAACAUGUUUUAUUUAUUUAUGUUGUAUUUAAGUUUAUUUGAAAGAAUUUAUUUUACAAUUAAGAAUUUUGCAUGUGUCGCUUACGUGUUAGAAAAGUUUUUCAUUAUGCAAAUUUUGAUUUUAGAUAUGUCUGCACAAUUUCUCAUUUAUGGAGAAUUUUUUUUUAUUUUUCAGUUCACAAAACAGAUGUUAUUCUUGAUUUUCUUAAUAUGAAAUAAUACCACAAGAUAAUCAUUGUAUUAAUAUUAAUAAUCUGCUUAAAGUAUCUUAAUUAGUAAAAUAUUUUAUAGUGUUUUAUUUUGAAUUUAUUGUUAUAUUUUUUGGUUACAAAUUACUUUGUUUUUCACCCAUAAUUCUGAUAAAAUAUAAUUGUACUUUUAGUCUGCUUGAGUUCCAAAAUUAUAAAUAAUUAAAUAUCCAAAUUGAUUUUUUAGUGCAAUAAUUUCAAAAAUCAUCUAUGUCUCUUGUUUUGAAUCUAAGUUUUCAGACAUUUUGUUUAUAUAUGUUUCUGUUCUUUUUACCUACAUCAAAGCUGUUCCAACUAUGAAAUGUAUUCAUGUAAACAAAAGCACGGCAAUCAUGUUAGAAUGGAAUAAAAUUUAUCCUUCUAGCACAAUGUACAUAUUGUAGAUUUUUUUUUAAAUUCAUUUGCAGGA
Messenger RNA from Argiope bruennichi, 10312 nucleotides. RefSeq names its product serine/threonine-protein kinase 3-like. Gene Ontology annotation, cellular component: cytoplasm. The record is from RefSeq and is a predicted model, not a curated record. Gene Ontology annotation, biological process: intracellular signal transduction; regulation of MAPK cascade; protein phosphorylation. Lineage: Eukaryota; Metazoa; Arthropoda; Arachnida; Araneae; Araneidae. Gene Ontology annotation, molecular function: ATP binding; protein serine/threonine kinase activity. The coding region runs from base 297 to 1913 and encodes 538 amino acids. The transcript has 11 exons.